AGUAGCUGGAAAAAAAAAGGCAUGCGGUCGCAGAAAUCUCCGACCGAACAAAAGAGUUCCUCGGACACAGUGACGCACUUCUAGGGUUUUGGAAGCAGGUACUUCCGGCCAGUUUCCUUCAGACGCAGCAACACCACCAUCGCUAGGUCUUGGUGAAGAGAAGGAACAUACAAAGAAGGAGAAGUAGACGACGAUGACGUUGAUGAAUAGGCCGCCGUUCGUCUCUCUCUUGUUCAAAGCCUUCACCUUCAUCCCUCGCCGUCGUCCGGCCGAUGCUGCCGGUUUUCUCUCAACCCAUUCUUAUUCCGCCGUCUCCGGUGCUCCACAGAGCAGCUUCAUGGCUGAAUACCUGGUCAGCUCCUGUGGCUUCGAUCCGGAUGAGGCGGCCAAGGCCUCGAAGCUCCUUAGCGGCAUCGAAUCCCGUCAUCAGCCUGACUCCGUCCUUGGCUUCUUCAAAAGCCACGGUUUUGAUAAUACUCAGAUGAAAAGGGUCCUAUCUGUAAACCCCCAGUGGCUUCUCCUCGACGUGGAGAAGACUCUGGCCCCAAAGUUCCGAGCUUUGCAGGAUCUGGGCUUCUCCUGCUCCGACAUUACCCACCUCGUCAGCUCGAAUAACGCCGUCAUCAGCCACAAACUCCAGAACGUCUUGUCCAAGAUACAAUUUUGGCAAGGCACCCUCGGGUCCAACGACUUACUGAUGAAGUUAUGCAAGAGAAACAGGUGGUUUCUCUCGUAUAGCAUCGAGAAGAAGAUCCAGCCUAACAUUGAGAUUCUAAGGGAUUUCGGGAUCACGGAUCAGAAGCUCUCAAUGAUCCUACGGCACCGCCCCCUCCUCAUAGCCCAGAAGGCUGAAACCCUGAAGGCGUUAAUCAGUCGUGUCGAGGAUUUGGGAGUAGCUCGCACCUCAGGGAUGUUCCCCUUGACCCUGACUGUGCUCCACAAUGUCUCCGAGAAGAACUUCAAGGCUCACUUGGAGUUCUUCAAGGGUUUCGGGUGGUCCGAGGAUGAUUUCCUUGCUGCAUUCAGAAAGGUUCCUACUCUUGUGGCAUGUUCUUUAAAGAAUUUGCAGAGAAAGAUGGAGUUCUUGGUCAAUGAAACCAGAUGCGCUACGUAUUAUCUUGCACACCGGCCAAUGAUUUUGACGAUGAGUUUGGAGAAAAGAUUGAUUCCCAGGUAUCGGAUAAUGAUGGGCCUGAAGUCAAGGGGAGUUCACAUCCGUAACCUCCGAAUGGACACAUACAUGUCAUAUACGGAGAAGAAAUUUCUGGAGAAGUUCAUCUUCCGCUACAAGGAGUUUCCAGAACUCAUUGAAUUGUAUAAUGUAGCCCCAAAAACAGAAAUGCUCUUUGAUACUGCAGGUGCAUAAUGCAUGGUGCAAGGUAUUGUACCAGCAAGUUGUGUUACCAGGUUUUGAUGCAUCAUUGGCCCUGGAGAAAUGAUAGUCACAGCAUCUUUUGCAGGUAGGUACUCUGUCAAAUUAAACAGAAGCACUGGUUAUUCUUGUGACAGAAAUUGGAAUUUUCUGGAUAAUUUUUCGUCUUAGUUGAGUCCUUAGGAUCAACAGACGCCAUAGUGGAUUUGCACCCUAAUACUUGUUGGUCAUCAUAGAAAUGUUUUUCUGUCAAAGGCUUGACUUGUUAUCAGCCAAGAAUUAUAUUAUGUACUUUCUUGCCUGAGAACUAGUUGAUGGAUAAGGCAUCUAGUUGCUGGAUGGAGAUAUUUUUCCAACAAAAGUUGUUGCAGUAGCAAAAAAAACUAAUGCUCUUUGUAAGUUUUGUUAAUUCUAAUGCUCUUUGUAAGUUUUGUUAA
Messenger RNA from Musa acuminata AAA Group (dessert banana), 1809 nucleotides. RefSeq names its product transcription termination factor MTERF6, chloroplastic/mitochondrial-like. Gene Ontology annotation, molecular function: double-stranded DNA binding. Gene Ontology annotation, biological process: regulation of DNA-templated transcription. The transcript has 2 exons. The record is from RefSeq and is a predicted model, not a curated record. Bases 194 to 1366 code for a protein of 390 amino acids. Lineage: Eukaryota; Viridiplantae; Streptophyta; Magnoliopsida; Zingiberales; Musaceae.